This is a messenger RNA of Callorhinchus milii (elephant shark), 1103 nucleotides long. It is a transcript of the gene mrps16, whose product is annotated as mitochondrial ribosomal protein S16. The record is from RefSeq and is marked provisional. Gene Ontology annotation, molecular function: structural constituent of ribosome. Gene Ontology annotation, biological process: mitochondrial translation. Gene Ontology annotation, cellular component: mitochondrial small ribosomal subunit; ribosome. Lineage: Eukaryota; Metazoa; Chordata; Chondrichthyes; Chimaeriformes; Callorhinchidae.
AAAGGCCCCUCCCGGACAAUGGCGGACGGACGCUCUCAGGUGUAACGUCUGACAAGGAGAAGUCAUGGUGCAUCUCUCUCCAUUGCUGCUGAAACGCUACCACAAAGGGUUUGUGGCUAUCCGGCUGGCGUUGGGCGGGUGCACCAAUCGGCCCUUCUACCGGAUCGUGGCAGCACACAACAAGCGAGCUCGGGAUGGCAAGUACCUGGAGCAGUUGGGCUCGUACGAUCCAAUGCCCAAUGUCUUUGCCGAGAAGCUGGUCAGUUUCAAUUUUGAGAGGCUUCGUUACUGGAUGGCGUGUGGAGCUCAAUUGACUAAACCGGUGGCCAAACUUCUAGGCCUAGCUGGGUUUUUCCCACUGCAUCCUAUGACUGUCACCACGGCAGAGAGACUGCUGAGACUGCGAGCACACACUGUUCCCACAGAGCCUGCAGAGGAGGUGGGAACGGCAGAUUCCAAGGAUGUGGCCUAGGGGACAGUGACCCUGAGACAGCACCUGCACGGCAGCUACAACUUGGAAUUCUAUAAAAGAAACAUUUGUAAAGUGCAUCGAAUUAGGACAGAACAAAUGGAAUUAUUCAUUAAUUCACAGCAUCACAGUCCACAGUUUGCUCCUGCCUGACUAUGCUGGGCUGCGGAGGGCAGUUCUGACCCUCCUGGUAACCAGCUCUCUUUUCCACCUCUUUUCCCUCUUCAACUCGAGGCAGCUGGACAUCUGCCCGGGGGAUUUUAAAGAAUAUUUCCAUAUAAAUGCUGAGCUGUUGACCCAGCCAUCUCCUGUCCUCGCCCCCAGUGUAAUUGUGCCUGUUUAUCUUGAUGCCUGUAAAUAUAAAAUUGGAUGGUGGCAACUGACCUUGGUCCUGAGAGCAGGGAAAUGAAACUCCCCCGGCCUCUGCUCAGCACAGACCAGUGGCACCCUGCAGUAUUUAAUCACUGGUGUCUGGGCAAUCUGGGAUCAAGGGCCGGGAUUCGAGUUCUUUGCCGCCGUCUGUGGCAUUGAGCAGCCCCCAGUCUCCGAACUACUACAGUUGGCCCCCUUGAGAGAGAGAUUUCUGCUUUGUUGGGAGUGAGCCGCAGCCGAUAAUAAAUGUGGAAAUGUUCUG